CCUAGUAACAAAACCAAUAGUGGGACCAUACCUUUCUUUUCUUUUCCUUUCCUGUCUUUUUUUCUCACUCCCUCAACUGGCUUUAACAGGAAAAAGAAAAGAAAAGAAAAAAAAACAUAGUACAAAGCAUGCCUUGUUCAUCAAUCAUGCAAAAUAUAUCAAGUUGGUGUUUAGUUUGUGAUAAAUGAAGUGCAGCUGAGCAGAAAGUUUAGCCAAACCUGAAGCUGAUCAAUUCUGUAAUGGAGUGAUUUGCUUGAACAUGGGAACUGAACUUCGAUAUGCAAGUUUCUUGGAGACUAAAAGACUGCUAUGGCUAGUGGCAUCCAUUUUUGUUAUGGUUUUGAUGAUUCAGUAUUUUGGAUUCCCAAAUGUUUAUGUUGUACCCUCAUUAUUUUCUUCCAGCAAAGGUCAAGUAGCAUUUUUAGGCAGCUUUCAAUCUGGAGAAUCAUCUGGUAAUUCUAGUUUGUCGAGAAACCUGACCUUUGCUAGUGUUCUAAACACUACUGCCACAAAUGUUAUUCAUGAAGGAACAGCCAAAACUGAGCUGCCAAAGACAAGUGAUGGAACCGCUAAAGACUCUAAUAUUACCACGAAUGAGGAUACAAAAAAAGUGUUAAACAACCUGCCAGCAGUGAGUUUAGAAAAGAAUAUUAGCUUAUUUCCACUGCAGGUUUCUCAUGGUUCUGAAUUUAAUGUUGAUAAUCAUCCUUGCCUGAGGAAUAUUCCUGUUGUGAUUGAAAGGUCUAACAGAGCAAGAAAAAGUGUGGCAUCAAUAUCUCAAAUGAAUUUUAUGCUGCAACAAAGUCGAACUUCAUUUUGUUCAAUGAAACCACGUUGGUCCUCGGUUGUAGAUCAAGAACUAUUAGGUGCAAAAGCUCUGAUCGAGAAUGCGCCUCUCUUACAAAGUGAACCUGGGCUAUAUGCUCCUCUAUUUAGAAAUCUGUCCAUGUUUAAAAGGAGUUAUGAAUUGAUGGAGAAGACUCUCAAGGUUUACAUCUAUGCUGAAGGGAAAAGACCUAUAUUCCAUUCUGGACCUCUUGAUGGAAUAUAUGCUUCAGAGGGCUGGUUCAUAAAACUGCUUCAAGAAAACAAAAUAUUUGUCACUAAAAAUCCCAAAAAGGCUCACCUGUUUUAUUUACCUAUUAGUUUCCGUAAACUAAAGGUGACCUUAUACGUGCCUGAUUCUCACAAUCGUACCAAUAUGAUUCAAUCCUUACAUAACUAUGUUGACAUGAUCACACAAAAGUAUCAUUUCUGGAACAGAACCGGUGGAGCUGACCAUUUUAUUGUUGCCUGCCAUGAUUGGGCACCUGCAGAGACGAAUAAAAUUAUGAGUAAUUGCAUAAGAUCUUUAUGCAAUGCUGACCUGAGAGGUGGCUUCCAGUUUGGUAAAGAUGUGUCUCUACCACAACCGAACAUUCGCUUGAGGACGAACCCUCUUGCUGAACUUGGAGGAAAGCCAGCUUCCAAACGGCAUACCCUUGCUUUCUUUGCUGGACAUAUGCAUGGUUAUCUCCGCCCUAUACUACUGAAGCACUGGGAAAAUAAAGAUCCUGACAUGAGGAUUUAUGGUGAAAUAACUAAGGCAAGCUAUUUACGGUACAUGAAGAGCAGCAAAUACUGCAUAUGUGCUAGAGGUUCUCAAGUCAACUCACCUAGAGUGGUAGAAGCCAUUUACUAUGGGUGUAUUCCGGUGAUCUUAUCCGAUAACUAUGUGCCCCCUCUCUUUGAGACUCUAAACUGGGAAGCUUUUGCUGUAUUUGUCCAGGAGAAGGACAUUCCAAAUUUGAAAAAGAUACUACUGUCCAUUCCGGAUAAGAAAUAUAAGCAGAUGCAUCUUAGAGUUAAGCAGGUGCAGCAGCAUUUUCUCUGGCACAUUACGCCUUCUAAAUAUGAUGUUUUCCACAUGAUACUCCAUUCAGUUUGGCACAACAGAGUUUUUGGAAUAAGACCUAGGUGAUAAAUGUACAUAUACACUAGUAGACUUGAAGUUAAAAUAAUAAAUGGCUUGCAUUAGAUAUUCAUU
Molecule: messenger RNA, 2026 nt
Organism: Lycium ferocissimum
Lineage: Eukaryota; Viridiplantae; Streptophyta; Magnoliopsida; Solanales; Solanaceae
Product: probable glycosyltransferase At5g03795
Exons: 5
Coding region: 260-1960 (566 amino acids)
Molecular function (GO): glycosyltransferase activity
Source: RefSeq, a predicted model, not a curated record